AUUAAAAAACUGUGUUUUUAAAAAUAGGGUACUUUGAUCAACUUUGACUACGUUCUCUUUUUGAUAUCGAGAUCCCUCAAGAUUUUUUGAAUAAAUGCUCCAAGACUCCAAUUCAAUAAACGAAAAAAAAAAGCAAACUUCAGUAAAAAGUCAAUCGAAGUGUCCACGUCAUUUGAAAGAGAGGUUAUGUCAAAAACAUAGAAAUGGUGAUGUGUUUAUAAGUCCGUGUCAUUAAAUUGAGCCUGGUAAUAAGCUUCCUAAAUACCUCUGAAUAAAGACGACUGACCAUGCCUCUCCGACUAGAUAUAAAAAGAAAACUGACUGCUCGGUCGGACAGGGUAAAAUGCGUAGACUUACACCCUACAGAACCCUGGAUGUUAUGUUCCCUAUACAGUGGAGUAAUAAAUGUUUUUAAUCAUGAAAACCAACAGCUUCUGAAAACUUUCGAAGUGUGUGAUUUGCCAGUUAGAGCGGCAAAAUUUGUUCAGAGAAAGAACUGGGUUAUAAGCGGAUCAGAUGAUAUGCAAAUACGAGUAUUUAAUUAUAAUACCUUGGAGAGAGUCCACAAGUUUGAAGCACAUUCUGAUUAUGUUAGGUCUAUUGUUGUGCAUCCAACACAACCUUACAUUUUAACCAGUAGCGAUGACAUGUUCAUAAAACUUUGGAAUUGGGAAAAAUCUUGGGCUUGCCAACAGGUGUUUGAGGGUCAUUCUCAUUAUAUUAUGCAAAUAGCAAUUAAUCCAAAGGAUAAUAACACAUUUGCUAGCGCUUCCUUGGAUCGCACCAUAAAAGUGUGGCAACUGGGAUCGCAGACAGCAAAUUUCACACUGGAAGGGCAUGAAAAAGGGGUUAAUUGUGUUGAUUAUUAUCAUGGAGGGGAUAAGCCUUAUUUAAUAUCCGGUGCGGAUGAUAGAUUAGUAAAAAUAUGGGAUUACCAGAACAAAACUUGCGUCCAGACUUUGGAGGGCCACGCCCAAAAUGUUACAGCUGUGUGUUUCCAUCCAGAACUGCCAGUGGUUCUAACAGGUAGCGAAGAUGGCACCGUAAGGGUGUGGCAUGCAAACACACACCGUCUGGAGAGUAGUCUAAAUUAUGGUUUUGAAAGAGUGUGGACGAUAAGUUGUCUCAAAGGUUCAAAUAAUGUAGCGAUUGGGUAUGACGAAGGCAGCAUUUUGGUGAAAGUGGGUAGGGAAGAGCCGGCUGUUAGUAUGGACGCCAGCGGCGGUAAAAUCAUCUGGGCCCGCCAUUGUGAAUUGCAACAGGCCAACCUCAAGGCUUUGCCUGAAGGUGCUGAAAUCAGGGACGGCGAGCGGUUGCCGGUGGCCACUAAAGACAUGGGCGCUUGCGAAAUUUACCCCCAAACGAUCCAGCACAAUCCCAACGGGCGUUUCGUGGUGGUCUGCGGCGACGGCGAGUACAUAAUCUACACCGCAAUGGCGCUGAGGAACAAAGCGUUCGGCAGUGCGCAAGAGUUCGUGUGGGCGCAAGACUCGAGCGAGUACGCCAUCCGCGAGUCAGUGUCCACCAUUCGGAUAUUUAAAAAUUUCAAAGAGAAAAAAACGUUCAAACCGGACGCGAGCGCCGACGGAAUAUUUGGCGGUUAUCUCUUGGGUGUGAAAUCGGUCACGGGACUCAGUUUCUAUGACUGGGAAACGCUGGAGCUGAUCAGGAGAAUCGAAAUUCAACCGCGCGCCAUCUACUGGGCGGACAGCGGCAAACUGGUGUGUCUGGCCACCGAGGACAGUUACUUUAUCUUGUCGUACGACGCGGAGCAGGUCCAGAAAGCUAGAGAUAACAACGAAGUGGCGGAAGAUGGCGUAGAUUCCGCUUUCGACGUCCUUGGCGAGAUAAGCGAGAGCGUGCGCACGGGAUUAUGGGUGGGCGACUGUUUCAUAUACACCAACGCGGUGAACCGGAUCAAUUACUUCGUCGGCGGAGAAUUGGUCACCAUCGCUCACUUGGACAGGCCACUUUAUGUCUUGGGUUACGUGCCGAAAGACGACCGUCUCUAUUUGGCAGACAAGGAGUUGAACGUGGUCAGCUACCAGUUGCUGCUGUCCGUGUUGGAGUAUCAAACGGCCGUGAUGCGUAGGGACUUUGGUACCGCCGAUAGGGUGCUGCCGUCGAUCCCGAAGGAGCACAGAACGCGGGUGGCGCACUUUUUGGAGAAACAGGGAUUCAAGCAACAGGCGUUGGCGGUGAGCACGGAUCCCGAACACCGCUUCGAGUUAGCCAUCGCGCUCGAGGACCUCAAUAUGGCUCGGGCGUUGGCCCAGGAGGCCAACAAUCCCCAAAAGUGGAGCCAGUUGGGUGAAUUGGCAGCAUCCACGAAUAAUCUUCAAUUAGCCAAAGAAUGUAUGCAAAAGGCACAGGAUUACGGCGGACUACUCCUUUUGGCGACGAGUUCCGGCGACGAAUCACUCAUAAGGACGCUAGGCGAAAGUACAUUGUUCGAAGAAAAAUAUAACCUCUCAUUUCUUUCGUACUUACUCGUGGGCGACUUGCAAAAGUGUCUCGACAUCUUAAUCGCUACCGAACGUCUCCCGGAAGCCGCGUUUUUCGCGCGGUCAUACUUGCCGGACAAAAUUAGUGAAAUCAUCGAGCUUUGGAAGGCGAAGCUGUCGAUCACCAACGAGAAGGCGGGACAGAGUUUGGCGAACCCCAAGGAUUACGAAAAUUUGUUCCCGGGACUGUCGGAAGCAGUCGCCGCGCAGAAAGUGCUGGAAAGUCAAAAUAUAAAACUUGCGCCCGCGUCUCAAGCCUUGAGGGUCACUCCUAACCACGAGAGGAACGUUAUUGCCGAAUGUCAAAGUUUAAUGGGCGGGGCAGGACCAUCUGCCCUCCCAGCGUCCCAAGAUAGUAAGCAAACAGUCGGUUCAUCAUUGGACCAAGACGAUGAUGAUAUUGACUUAGAUCUUGAUGGAGUUAAUCUUGAUGAUAAUAUAGAUACAACCGAUAUCAACUUGGACGAUGACUUGUUGAGCGAUUAAAAUGUGGAAAAUCUUAUAGUACUAAAUAUAUUUCCAUUCCCGUGUAAUUAUAAACAAUAUCGUUCAGGCUAUUUUAAGUAGUUGUACGUCGCUCCUUGUUGUAUAAAGUAUUUUAAAUAACACAAUAAACUUAUUUGCUUUUGUAA
Cylas formicarius (sweet potato weevil) is the source of this 3136-nucleotide messenger RNA. RefSeq names its product coatomer subunit beta' (gene beta'COP). The transcript is spliced from 9 exons. The coding region runs from base 288 to 2990 and encodes 900 amino acids. Lineage: Eukaryota; Metazoa; Arthropoda; Insecta; Coleoptera; Brentidae. Gene Ontology annotation, cellular component: COPI vesicle coat. The record is from RefSeq and is a predicted model, not a curated record. Gene Ontology annotation, biological process: intracellular protein transport; endoplasmic reticulum to Golgi vesicle-mediated transport; intra-Golgi vesicle-mediated transport. Gene Ontology annotation, molecular function: protein binding; structural molecule activity.